Messenger RNA from Caenorhabditis briggsae, 726 nucleotides. The transcript is spliced from 4 exons. Gene Ontology annotation, biological process: nervous system development. Gene Ontology annotation, cellular component: neuronal cell body; transport vesicle; neuron projection. The record is from RefSeq and is a predicted model, not a curated record. Lineage: Eukaryota; Metazoa; Nematoda; Chromadorea; Rhabditida; Rhabditidae. Bases 1 to 726 code for a protein of 241 amino acids.
AUGACUGGAUUUCGUCUGGGUAGCAACAAAAAGGAGAAGCUGUCUCCAGGGACAGCCAAACCUUCUGCGCUGGUCGACGAGGUAAGCGCACCUCGCAACUUUGGAAUCAAGAACUAUCUCCAUCAAUUCUACGUAACUCCAACCGGUGAUGACGUUGAAGGCGGAGCAAUCGGUGGACCGAUGAGCGGCGGAGCGUGGUACCUGUUGCCACCACCACCAGCUCAACGGAGAGGCCUUCUUCUUUGUCGAAUCUUCACCAUCAUCGGAUUGUUGUUCCUCAUUGCUGGAGCAGUCACCAUCUGCAUUGGGUACACGUGGAAAGCUGAACGAAACAUUGAGCAGUCCAUCGAGCGUUUCGUUCUGUUCCAGGAUGAGAACGGAGGACUCUAUGUGCCACGCGACAAGCUAGAGCUCAUCCUUCAAGAUCCAAUGCGUUUGUGGAAGACUAUUGGAUUCGGAUUGUUCACGUUGGGAAGUCUUCUUCUAGCCUUCUCACUGGCCAUUCCGACCGCCGCUGCCAUGGUUGGCACCACUCGUUUCGCCGCGUUCGCAUCACCGGACAACUCUCCAAACGAGCCGCCCGUGAGAGUAUUCCCGCACUCUUCCAAUGUCACCGGAAUGAGCAGUGGCCCAGUUCCAGUAAUGGAAGAAAUCGCCAAAGUGCAGCCAUCUGAGAAGAAGUCACCAACAGUUCCAGCCGACCUUCUCGACCAGGAAGUGCAUUGA